UAAUUUUUUAGUAACGCCUUCAGGUGAUACGGAAGUUGAAUUGUUGAGAAUUUCAGGUGUUGAAAACUCAUAAAUAAUUUACAGAGUGUUUCCAUUUACGAUGAUAAUAAGCUGACGGAGAAUUGUUCUAUUUUAACUAAAUAUUAGAUAUAUUGCAAUCAAAAGAAUCAACAAUGUUAAUUAUUCCAAAACCAGUAAAACUCAUCACCUUGAAAGUUGUGGUUCUCAUAUCGCUUGUCAAGUUGGUUGCUACACAAUCUGUGAACUGUCCCUGUGAAUCUCAAUCUUUGUGUCGGAUAAAUCAUUUUACUAACCAUAGAGAGGUUACUGUCAUAACAGAAAAGAAAUCUGACUUUAAGAAAUGGACCUGGGAAGGAAUACACAACGUUAUUCAUAUAGUUAAUGAUACAGAAAGUGAGGAUGAAGCAGAUCUUAUGUGUUAUACACAUAGCAAGAAAGCUAACUAUGGAAUUCUGGUAAAAAUGCCAUACAGUGAUGAUAUGAAUAAAUCUGAUUUUGACACAUGGGUAAACAACUCUAUUAAACGUGCAAAGAAAAUGUAUGCCGAAAUCAUAGCAGUGGACUUGUUAGAUAUUGUCGGCAACUGUCACAUGGAUGAGCAUCAUGUACAAAUAGCCUUUAACUUUACCAAUGCCUUUGCCAAAAGGGUUCACCUUCACAAUCAAAAGUUGUCAUGCAUAUUGCCAUGGAAACCACCAUGUUUUGGCUCAAAUUGUGACUUGACUUCAGAAUUGAUAAAAACUGGAACUUGUGAUACCAUAAUGACAAGCCCUGACAGCUUUAUUACAGAUUGUGAUAAACCGUGCAGGGCAAAAGCUACUAUGCCAAUUAGUAAUGUAGUCAUAGGAACAGAUGAAUAUUUGUACCAUUCAAAUGUACCUGCAUCCAUGUUCUUCAUGGGCGUGCCUUGGCAUGGGUAUGAUUAUAAGUGUUCUAAAUACUUAGGUAAUGAUGAAGAUGUUUGUAUGUUACCACAGAAGAAUAACACUUGUGAUUUUCAAUCAAGGAAGAAAAUGACCUUUUAUGACCUUGAUACAACAUACCACAGUUAUUUUGAAAAGAAUCACAAAUGGAGUAAAUUCUACAGUUCUAAUUAUUUCAAUGUUAAUGUUACAAAUGACGGUGAACAUCAAAUCUGGUAUGAGUCUGACCAAAGUUUGUAUGAAAAAUACAAGUUUGCCCUUGACAUGAAACUCAGAGGUGUUGUGAUAUGGACAGUGGAUGACCUUGUGAACUUUGACCAAGGUGAUGCCCAGGAGUGGCAUUGGUUGAUGCACACUAUGAUGGUGACUGGUGAACAUACAGAGGGAGCAGACAUGUCUAAUGCAUUGAAAGCCAUGGCCAUUGGUGUGGGAUGUUUUAUCGGGGGAACAUUAAUUGGAGCCAUAAUAACAACAAUAAUAGCCAGGAAACAGAUGAAGUUGAUGAACAGAAGAUAUCAGCCUCCAUUUCAAAAAGACGAGGAUGAUGAAACUGCAAACUUUCAUGAAGACGAUAAAUAUUUGUGAUAAAACAACUUUAAUACAUGUCAAUUGAAAUAAAUCAACCGGUUAUUUCUAUAGCCGUCCGUUAUAUGUUCAGUAAGUGACUUCAUUUUCCUUUUCAUUUACAUUAGAAAAUCAACACUGUUUGAAACUGUCUUGUGGGUUUUAGAUGCACCUUUGACAAUUUCAUUUUUUGUCAAGAUCAUCAUCAAUCUUUUUAAUACCAAUAUUUCACUGUUUUAAGUCUGAGAUGUAAAUGUUGUUAUGUGUAUUCACCAUAUCAAUUGUUGAUAAAUUUCAAUUUUGUGAUAUUUUUACUGUAAAAUUUUUAUGAACAAUUUUUCAAGAGUUUUGUAGAUUUUGUUUUAACAAGAACAGAAGGUUGUGAAGAGAUUUUUUAUCAGACUAUUUGUUUAUUUUAAGAUAUUUUUUGUGGUUGUGAAUUAAUGCCGUAAUGAAAUAUGUUUAAAUUGAACCAUUUGUUAACUGGAAACAUAUCUUGGAGAACUUCAUUUAAACUAGAUAUUUGAUAUCUGUGUUGACUGGAAAAUUGUAAAAACUGGACUCUGGAGCGGGACAAGUGAUAAAUUCUUUUUAUAGCCAUUAAUUGAAUCUAUAAAUUAACUGUCUAUUCAAAAAACUGGCUUAAAAUCUGUUUUAGUUUGUGACUCUUUUGACAAAUAAUCUUAGUAAAAAAAAACAUUUCUGUAUAAUUCAGAUCAAUUUUAAUCAUAAGAACUUUAGUGAAAAGUGUUGCUGAUAAUCUUGUAAUUUUAGCACAAUGAUCAUGAAAUUAUAUUACUUAAAAAGAGCUUAUUAUACUGUAUAAAUCUGAUUUUUCAUUUAAACUCAAUAAUUUUGAGAUUAAAUUGCAUAAUUUUAAGCGACAUAUUUUUCUUCACUUAGAAUUGGGGAGAUUAUUUACAUCCUUAAAAAAUCGUCAUAAUACACAUUUAAAUGCAAAUUUGAAGAUUUGAUGGAUAUAUUAAACUUAAAUAUUCCCGCUGAAUCCAUCUUAAGUAGUAAUGCAAAACAUCCGGCCAUGUUGAGAAAUGAAAAAAAUAAAGGACAAUGCUUUAAUUGUACUAAGAAGAUAUUUUCCCUUUUAUAUUAAUGUAUACAUAUCAUGAAACUUUAUCUUGUAAUGUGAAUCUGUUGUGUGCUAUAUUCAUAUUGUUAUAUAGCGAGUUAUUUUGUAAUUUAUGUAGGAAACUUAUACAGUUAUGGAUAUAAAAUGUAUAAUUUAUAAAAUGGAAAGUCCAGUAAUUUUCAUCAUCCUGAUUGAUCAUUUUUAUAAUGAAACCAAGAUAAUAAUUCUGCAAAUUUCAUAAAUUUUGAGAGUUGUAAUCCUUACUUACAGUUUUACAAAUUAUCAUUUGACUAAGUUCAGUAUUUACAUAGUAUAUUUGUAUAGGGAUUGGUGUGGUUGAUAUAGAGGCAUUAUUAAAUUAAAUGAUUUAAUAUCAAAUUGAAGAAAAUAUACAGUUAGUUGCAUAUGGUUUAGAUGAAGAAAACUGUAACUUACUAUAUUUACAUACAAAUGUAUAUACAUAUAUCUAUGUUUUAUGUUCAUUGUAAAUUAUGCAAUUUAGAUUGUAUAAGAGGUUAAAAAUCAUGUGUUCAUGAAAUUUUACACAAUUAAUAAUGUUGAAAACUUUUUUAAAUUUAAAUGUAUCUGAAAUUAUGAUAUAAAGGGCCCCAAAAUUACUAGUGUAAAACCAUUGAAACAGGAAAACCAACAGUCUAAUCUAUAUAAAUUCAAAACGAGAAAUAUGUAUAAAUUACAUAAACAAAUGACAACUACUGUACAAGAAGUACUUUUUUGUACACAAAACUGUCAUCAAUUAAUAUCCGAACUGUGUAUAGUGAUUGAAUUAUAGUUUUACAUUUUUAUAUCAGCUUUACAUUGUUUUUUAAUAUUCUGUAAAUACUGUUGUUUAAUUUGUAUUUAUUAUUACCUUAAGCAUAUCUUUCUUUAAGACAUUACAAAUGAAGUUUUAUGUUCAUUGUGUUUUUAAAUUCUUAUUAAAAGAGUCAAUACAGAGGUUGAACAAAAAUCAAAGGGAUAGGGGUGCUAGGAGGGCGUAGUUUAAUUCCUGAAGAAAUAAAACAUUCUCUCCCAGACCUCAAAAAAUAAUCAUUCAUUCCAAAGUCCAGACAAGUGUGAAUUCUGAAUUACCGCAAAAACAAAUCCUAAUACCGACUCCUGAAAACGAAAUAUUGUAGUAUGUAUAUAGACUGUAUAUGUUUUUAGAUUUUGUUUGUUUGUUGAUUCGUUCAUUGUGUAUGCUUGACCAUACAGUGCGUGAAGUUGCAUAAGUUGAACAAAGGGAAAGAUUCAUUUAGUACAAAAUUGAUCAUCAAAUUAGUAAAAUUUAUUUAUUUUAUUGUUUCAAUUUUUGCUUUUGUACUAAAUUUUAAAAAAAAAUCUAUUUUCUAUUUUAAUUUAUAUAAUCAUUCUUAAUUUGUGAUUUUAAACAUUCCAUGCUUUAUGUAAUUCCAGUGUAGAGUGGAUUUAGAACUUUUAGAAUCAUUAAAUAAAAAUAAAUUAAAAAAGUUUUAAUAUUUUGAUCUCAGAGUUGAUAGGACAAAUUGAACAAAGUUAUCUCCCAUUAUUUUAUUUUUUUUUUAAUUUUACACAGCUUUUUUUGCAUAGGUACUAUUUCUGUACUUAAAGUAUGUAGUACUGUAAAUUUACUUUUAAUAUUCAGUACUAUAUAUAAACUCAUCAUAGAUAUCAGGACUAAAUUUUGUAUAAACGCCAGACGCGCGUUUCGUCUACAAAAGACUCAUCAGUGACGCUUGAAUCCAAAAAAGUUAAAAAGGUCAAAUAAAGUACGAAUUUGAAGAGCAUUGAAGACCAAAGUUCAUAAAAGUUUUGCCAAAUACUAUUUUGUUACUUUAAAACUAUUGUAAUAUAAAGGUACCUGUAUUUUACAGUACUUAAUUUGUACUUGAAAAUUAGGUAGUACAGAUUUUUUGUUACUACCAUUACAUUUUCAGCAUUUUGAAAGUUUUUCUAUUUCAAAUCUCUUAAAAUUAUGAUUUUCAAACAUGGAAUAUUGUAUUAUUUCUGUACCAAAAUAUAUAGUACAAAUCAAGCACUGUAAAAUACAAGUACCUAAAUAUUACAAUAAUUUUAAAGUAAAGAAAUAGUACUAUAGAAAUAUUAAAAGUAAACUUCCAGUACUACAUAUUUUUAGUACAGAAAUAGUACCUAUGCAAAAGUAGCUGUGUAAUACUGAUCUCUUAUUUUGGGGUAUUUUUUAAAGGGCAAGACAAAUAAAGUGUUUAACAAAAAAAUAAUGUUGUCACAUGUUAAGAUUAAACAAGAUACAUCCAAAUUAGACCAAAGAAUUUAAUGUUGACAUUUCAUGCAGACGACACAUUAUUGAUCCCAAAUAAGCAUAACUGUUUGACAUUUGACUUGCUGUUUUGAAUGGUAUUGAACUUGGAAAGACGUACUUACCCAACACUUCAAUAUUUACAAUUAUCCAUUAACAUUUUUGUGUAAAAACAUAUGGUUGUGAUGUGAAAUAAUUUUUACACCAUAUUUGUAUUGUUUAUACCAAGAUGACAAGUAUGUAAAAUAUUAAUUUUAUUUUUUUAAUUCAAUUUUAUCUUUUCUUUUUAUGUAAUGUGUGUCAGCAAUUUUGUGUGUUUCAUAUUUAUAAAAUAGACACACUUGAUUGACUUUGUACCUUGCUAAAUGCAGAUUUGUAUUUUUAAAACCAUUGUGUAUGUACAUAACUUCAUAAUGUUUAAUGUAAUUAUAUUUUUUUUACUUAAAUGACACAGGCACAAGUGAUUAUACCAUGCUUACUGUAAUGCAGAUACUUUUAGCGAAACUAUUUUCUUUGUAUAUGUGUAACUUCAGAAUGCCAAAUAUUUUA
Molecule: messenger RNA, 5398 nt
Organism: Mytilus trossulus (common blue mussel)
Lineage: Eukaryota; Metazoa; Mollusca; Bivalvia; Mytilida; Mytilidae
Product: di-N-acetylchitobiase-like
Exons: 9
Coding region: 174-1529 (451 amino acids)
Biological process (GO): oligosaccharide catabolic process
Source: RefSeq, a predicted model, not a curated record